Messenger RNA from Papilio xuthus (Asian swallowtail), 904 nucleotides. RefSeq lists its product as uncharacterized. The transcript has 3 exons. The record is from RefSeq and is a predicted model, not a curated record. Lineage: Eukaryota; Metazoa; Arthropoda; Insecta; Lepidoptera; Papilionidae. Bases 136 to 780 code for a protein of 214 amino acids.
CAUUCUUGAUUCUUGAUUUAGAUUUGAAAUUUUUCUAUUCUGUUGAAAUAUUAGUUUGUAAAUAAACUAAAUAAUAAAAUAUGUUUAAUAAUUCUUCUUAGAAUGUAAGCUACAGUAGUUAAAAAACAGAACAAAAUGAAUUCUUUGCACACAACUGUAAAAUAUUUAAGGCGCAUAAAUAUAGCGACCGCUUUAAAUACCUUAAAAGAAUGUAAAAACCCACCUAAAUAUGUUACAAAAGAAGGCAUUUUUAACAACUGCAAAAGUAUUACAUUCAGUCCACGAAGUAUUGGAUUUGAGAUAGAAGAUAAGCCAAAUAUAAGCCGCGUAAAACAAGAUCCAGUGUCAUACAUCCCUAUAAUAAAUCCUCGUUCCAUCUUACCUAUUAUUGACACUAAUUGGCGCAAAGAUGAGAUUGGCUUACCUGCUAUUCAACAAGAGGAAAAGCAGGCAGUUCGUCUCAUCGUCAUAAGGCGCAAGAAAAUGAAGAAACACCAAAGGAACAAGCUUUGGAAAAGAAUGAGGCACCGUUGGGCUCGGGUCAAGAAGCGCAGACGUCAAAUCAAAGAGAAGAUCUUCCAGAAUGAACUGUUGGCGAUGGUGAAAGCGGCUAAUGAGUUCUCUGCGGAGCAGUAUGUGGCCAGCAAGAUAGAGCGCGCCAACCACACUCCACUGCCUACACGUUGGAGACACAAGCGUCUGCCAGCUUUCAUUAUACGACAGCUACUCGGAAUUGAUAAGAAAAUUAACUACAAACACACUGAUGUCUACAAAGCUUAGAAUAUAUUAUAAUCUUAAAAAACUAACACAUUUUCUUGCAUUUUAUAGUUUCACUAUUCUUAAAAAUGUGAGCAAUGAUGUAAAACAUUUCUGUUAGUAGAGAAAUAUAGAGUGAAAUUAUUAA